This is a messenger RNA of Megachile rotundata (alfalfa leafcutting bee), 777 nucleotides long. RefSeq lists its product as uncharacterized. The record is from RefSeq and is a predicted model, not a curated record. NCBI's taxonomy places the organism in Eukaryota, Metazoa, Arthropoda, Insecta, Hymenoptera, Megachilidae.
AUGAAUGAGUAUCUUGACCUCGGCCACAUGGAACAGGUCACAGAGGAUCAGGACUCUUCUGACGGGUACUACCUGCCUCACCAUGGGGUCGUAAAGGUUUCCAGCGAAACCACAAAACUAAGAGUGGUUUUCGACGGGUCAGCAGGUACAUCUUCCGGACUCUCGUUGAAUGACACCUUGCACACAGGGCCGAAGGUUCAGGAAGACCUGUUGUACAUUCUCCUACGAUUUCGUUUACACCGCUAUGUUAUAACAGGGGACAUUGAGAAAAUGUACAGGCAGUUUUUGGUGCGUGAAGAGGAUCGUAAAUACCAGCGAAUACUGUGGCGCGAUUCCUCUGACAGGAUUUCAACAUUCCAGCUCAAAACUGUCACAUUUGGAUUAUCAGCUGCUCCAUUCCUGGCUAUUCGUUCAUUAGUUCAGCUCGCCCACGAUGAAAGACAUCGCUUCCCGACGGCAUCAAAGAUUCUGUUGCGCGACUUUUACGUGGACGAUUUACUCACAGGAGCUACAACAAUAGAAGAGGCACGCAGGGUCCGUAGAGAGUUGACAUCACUAUUAGAGACAGCCAAAUUGAACAUUAGACAAUGGGCAUCUAAUAGCGACACUCUGUUAAAGGAGCUUCCGGAACAAGCCAUCAACAAGAAAUUACACAUAGGCGAAACAUCCACUUUAGAAACGCUAGGUGUGGUUUGGAACUCCUCACAGGAUACAGUUUCUUACGAGGUCAAACCACAACUAGCAAAAACAAACAACACAGUUUCAAUCGACAUAUAG